GGAAAAGGGCGUGCACUUAGUACCCUGGGCCGGAGACUCGCGUGUUUGAGCGGGAGUGAGGACGGGGGGCGACCAUGGCGUCGCUGAAUUGUAGCGCCGUCGUCUGCGUGGUUUGCUUGGAGAAACCCAAAUACCGCUGCCCCGCCUGCCGCGUGCCCUACUGCUCCGUGGGCUGCUUCCGGAAGCACAAAGAGCAGUGCAACCCUAAAACUCAUCCUAUUGAGAAAAGAAGAUCAGCUGUUACUGCAAAAAGUAUAAAGCCUACAGAAGACAAAGAUGACGACGACUCUGUAGCUGAUUUUCUCAAUAGUGAUGAGGAAGAGGACAGAGUUUCUUUGCAGAAUUUAAAGAAUUUAGGGGAAUCUGCAGCAUUAAGAAGUCUGCUGCUCAAUCCACACCUUAGACAGUUGAUGGUCAGCCUCGAUCAGGGGGACAACAAGGCACAGCUCAUGAGGGCCUGCAUGCAGGAGCCCUUGUUUGUGGAGUUUGCGGACUGCUGUUUACGGAUUGUGGAACCGUCCCAGGAUGAGGAUUCUUAAGAUGGUUUAUUGUGCUGCUUGCUCAGUCUCUGCGUGGCUCUCAGAACCUGCCUGCUCCUCCUCCCAGGACAGCUAGUGUGGGGCCCUGAGCAGGGGGUGGUGACUCCCAGGGUAUAGGACGGCGGAUGCUGGGUAGGCCUCACAAGUCUUUAUCUCAAGCACCGUGGGCAUGGGGUUCAGACAAGAUGGGGAUAUUCUUGGUGGCAGACCCUUUAUGGAGAAAAAAUUUGAUAUUUAGAGGGUUGUCUUUAAAUAUUUUAUUUUUGGUAUAAGUUAGACAUUGUGAAUGAUAUUGUUUGUCAUGUUUUAUACCCAUUUGAGUUAAAACUUGUUUAGUGUUGCUAAAUAAAAUCAAUUAUAAUAA
This is a messenger RNA of Suricata suricatta (meerkat), 903 nucleotides long. It is a transcript of the gene ZNHIT3, whose product is annotated as zinc finger HIT-type containing 3. The coding region runs from base 75 to 539 and encodes 154 amino acids. Gene Ontology annotation, cellular component: nucleus; pre-snoRNP complex. Gene Ontology annotation, molecular function: protein binding. The record is from RefSeq and is a predicted model, not a curated record. Lineage: Eukaryota; Metazoa; Chordata; Mammalia; Carnivora; Herpestidae. Gene Ontology annotation, biological process: maturation of LSU-rRNA from tricistronic rRNA transcript (SSU-rRNA, 5.8S rRNA, LSU-rRNA); snoRNA localization; box C/D snoRNP assembly. The transcript has 5 exons.